AUGCGUGUCAUUGCCUUUGCUGCUGCUGCCUUGGCCUUCGCCAUGCCCAUUUCUGCUGGUGUCUGCGCGGCAUUUGGUGUCUGCUCUCAGAAUGGAAUAAUCAAGGACUGCACCUCCGGAAGUUGUGUUGGCAAGGUCGGAGAGUCCUGCACUCAAUCUCUUGCAGGGCCCGUACUUUGCCCAGUCUAG
Molecule: messenger RNA, 189 nt
Organism: Colletotrichum abscissum
Lineage: Eukaryota; Fungi; Ascomycota; Sordariomycetes; Glomerellales; Glomerellaceae
Exons: 2
Coding region: 1-189 (62 amino acids)
Source: RefSeq, a predicted model, not a curated record